AUGGCAAUCGCAUUCGCGCGUGAUGGGAAUGCGGAGCGCGGAAGUGCCCCACUGCCAAGCAAAGAUUGGUGCAGGGCCCCAAAUAUCGCUCGCCAAAGCCAAAGCUCCGAAGCAGGUGUUUACAGUACGUCAUCCCAUCGCCAAAUUCCACCUGACGGCUCGGUAUUACCAUCAGUUUACCACUCCGCUUUCGCUACCGACUCGGGAAUCUACCGUCAGGCUACUUGCGCACAACCCGCUUCUUCACAGCUCUCACGUAGCACCUCUCUACUGUUGGUCAAGGCUGUCGCGAUGAAUUCGAUCAAGCGGCAGAAACAGCGCAAGGUGCUGCUGAUGGGCAAGAGCGGGGCUGGCAAGUCGUCGAUGAGAAGCAUCGUGUUUAGCAACUAUGUCGCCAAAGAUGUCCGUAGGCUGGGCGCGACAAUCGACGUCGAGCACAGCAAUAUCAAGUUCAUGGGAAACCUGAUGCUCAAUCUCUGGGACUGUGGAGGUCAAGACGGCUUCGUCGAGAACUAUCUCAACCAAUCUAGGAACCACGUCUUCGGCUCCGUCGCUGUCCUCAUCUUCGUCUUCGAUAUCGAAUCACGCGAAUUCGCAGCCGAUGUCGUCUCUUACUCCAACAUCAUACGUGCCCUCCAUGAGUGCAGCCCUGGCGCCAAAGUCUUCUGCCUCAUACACAAGAUGGAUCUUGUGCAAGCCCGCCUUCGCCAGGCCAUGUUCGACGAACGCGCCGAGUACAUCCGCGAGGCUAGUGAAGGCUUCAAAGACACUGUCGAGUUCUUUGCGACCAGUAUCUGGGAUCAGAGCUUAUACAAGGCUUGGACAAAGAUUAUCUACUAUCUGAUCCCCAACGCAGGCACCAUCGAGGCGCUGCUGGAACAGCUGGCAGAGGUCAUCGAUGCGAGAGAACUCAUCCUGUAUGAGCGGACGACAUGUCUUACUGUUGCCCAUGUCACAAGACAGACCGAAGAAUCAAAUCCCUUCACAGAUCGUUUCGAGCGCAUUUCAAGCAUCCUCAAGACACACAAGCAGAGCAUGGCAAAACACACAAAUAUCCCCGCCGGUAGCGCAAACUUUGCAGAAAUGCAAAUCAAAACCGGUCGCUUCAUGUUCUUCAUCACACGCCUGACCGAAAACACAAAUCUCGCAGUCGCCAUCCCACCUUCCGAACAAGUAUUCAACGCUGCCCGUGUGAACAUCUUCCAGGUGCGACCCAAGUUUGCCGAACUCGAUAUCGCAGCGAAACCAAGACCUCCUAUCCAGCAGGCUUUCGCCGGGAGUGCUGACACAAGCGAUAGUACAGAUAAAGGGAAGCAGAAGGAGGUAGGAUAUGCCUCCGGAGUUUAG
This is a messenger RNA of Alternaria burnsii, 1347 nucleotides long. RefSeq names its product gtp-binding protein gtr1. Gene Ontology annotation, biological process: positive regulation of TOR signaling; cellular response to amino acid stimulus; cellular response to starvation. Gene Ontology annotation, cellular component: nucleus; Gtr1-Gtr2 GTPase complex; fungal-type vacuole membrane. Gene Ontology annotation, molecular function: GTP binding; GTPase activity. The record is from RefSeq and is a predicted model, not a curated record. Bases 1 to 1347 code for a protein of 448 amino acids. The transcript is spliced from 3 exons. Lineage: Eukaryota; Fungi; Ascomycota; Dothideomycetes; Pleosporales; Pleosporaceae.